Messenger RNA from Akanthomyces muscarius, 549 nucleotides. RefSeq lists its product as uncharacterized. The record is from RefSeq and is a predicted model, not a curated record. Bases 1 to 549 code for a protein of 182 amino acids. Gene Ontology annotation, molecular function: RNA binding. The transcript is spliced from 5 exons. NCBI's taxonomy places the organism in Eukaryota, Fungi, Ascomycota, Sordariomycetes, Hypocreales, Cordycipitaceae.
AUGGCUAAGCUUUUUAUUGGCGGCCUUGCGUGGCACACCGACGAGGCGACUCUGCGCCAAAAGUUUGAAGAGUUUGGUGCCGUCGAAGAAGCGGUUGUGGUCAAGGAUCGAGACACUGGCCGAAGCCGCGGCUUUGGCUUUGUGCGAUACAACCAAGAUGCGGAUGCCCAGAAUGCCAUCUCCGCCAUGAACAAUGUCGAGUUUGACGGCCGAACAAUUAGAGUCGACAAGGCUUCCGACAACGGCCCCCGCGGCGGCGGCGGUGGAGGCUACGGACGCGGCCAGGGCGGUUACGGCCGUGGUGGCUAUGGCGGCGGCCCCCCUCAGUACGGCGGUCCUCCUCAGGGCGGCGGCUAUCCCAUGGGCCAGCAGAACGUCUACCCUCCUGUCGCUUACGGUCGCGGAUACCCCGCGCCGCAGCAGGGCUAUGCGCCUCCUCCUCAAGGAUACGGUGCUCCCCCGUAUGGCUACCCUGACCCGGCCAUGCAGCAGCAGCAGCAGCAGCAGCCGCCGCAGCAGCAGCCUCCCCAGGGUGGGCAAGGCUAUUAA